This is a messenger RNA of Paralichthys olivaceus (Japanese flounder), 2728 nucleotides long. The record is from RefSeq and is a predicted model, not a curated record. Lineage: Eukaryota; Metazoa; Chordata; Actinopteri; Pleuronectiformes; Paralichthyidae.
AUGUGGAAUUGCUGUCCAUAUUUACACCGGACCACUGGUGACACAGAGCGCAAGUACCAUCUACGCUAUUACAAGACAGGCACUUGUAUCCAUGAGACAGACGCUCGGGGGCACUGUGUGAAGAAUGGCCUGCACUGUGCUUUUGCUCACGGGCCACAUGAUCUCCGACCUCCAGUCUAUGAUAUCAGGGAGAUCCAAGCACAAGAGGCCCUUCAAAAUGGACAGUUGGGAUCCGGGGAAGGAAUUCCUGAUUUGCAGCCUGGUGUAUUAGCCAGCCAAGCUAUGAUUGAGAAAACUCUGACCGAAGACCCUCGGUGGCAAGAUACCAACUUUGUUUUAGCCAAUUACAAAACAGAUCAGUGCACUAAGCCCCCAAGACUAUGCAGACAGGGCUAUGCUUGCCCCCACUACCACAACAGUAGAGAUCGAAGACGAAAUCCACGAAAGUUCAAAUAUAGGUCAACCCCUUGCCCAAACGUGAAACAUGGUGAUGAAUGGGGAGAGCCCUCAAAGUGUGAAAGUGGAGACAGUUGUCAGUAUUGUCACUCUCGCACAGAACAGCAGUUUCACCCUGAGAUCUACAAAUCUACCAAAUGCAAUGAUAUGCGACAAACUGGAUACUGUCCCAGAGGACCUUUUUGUGCAUUUGCACAUGUAGAAAGAAUUCCCUCCACAGAGGAGACCAUGAGUUCUUUGCUAACAGCGAUACAGUCGAGUUCACAGUCCCAGCUGGGCUCGCAGCAGUAUUCAGAGUGUCCAAUCAGUGAGUGGAACAGUGGAGGAAACUCCACCACCAGCGCAACCAGUAGCAACGGACAACUAGGAAGUGUUUCAUGUUCUAAUAGCUCAACUGUAAAGCCAAGCUCAGGAAGCGACAGUUUGAUAUCCCCAGUGGGAUCCAUCAGCAGGCCCAAAUCCUUAACUAAUAGUAGUUUAUGUUCAGAGUCCACCACUUCCAGUGUCUCAUCUCUGACGUCUAACUAUCCCAAAGCUCCGGGCUUUGAACGUGAGGAUCAGAUUAAGAAUAAGGGGCAGGUGGAGCAAAAAUUGAUGGACCAAGAAAAACAGAUGCAAAACACUGUGUUCUCUGCGGUAAACCCUUUGGCAUCAAGCUUUACCUCCAGUAUAACAUCCAGCUUGGCCUCUAGUAUUGGAUCAGAUAGUUCUUCACCUACCACCUUAUCAACAAUGAAUGCAAAAGCUACUCCUUUCUACCCAGGGAGCAACACGGUGGAGUCUGUCAUAGGAUCUGCUCUGGACCUCAAUUUUAGUGACAUUAAUGUUGCAUCUCUUGAUAAGGAGUUAGAGGAGCAAGACAACAGUAUUGGGUUGGCAAGUCAAAGAGUGCUCGUUGGUUCAGCUCCCGUUAACAUUCCUGGCUCCCUGGCACGAUCAUCCUCUUUCAAUUCCUCAUCAUCGCUCUCCACCUCCCCGUUAAGCUCCCUCUCCCAGUCCCUAUCUCAGUCCCUCCUGUCAGCCGCAGUGUCACAGCAGAAUCAAACUUCAAACAUGUUAACCAAACAAGAGCUUGGCCUCCUGGGAACACCCACCUCCUCUUCCCAGAACUCUUUGGGCUUGAAUGGAGGAGCCAGCAACAUUUGGGACUUUGUCAGUGGCAGCUUUUCACCGAGUCCGUCUCCAGUUUUCAGCAGCCUCACCUCCAUAACCAGCAGUGCUGAUCUGGCCCGCCUUUUCAGAGAGCUAGACGAGGCCAAGAGGAAGAUCAAACAAUGGGAGGAGGCCUGGCUUCAGGUCAAACAAGCCUGUGAGGCGUGUCAGAAAGAAGCUCGCGAAGCAAAGGAACAAGCAAAAACAGCAGAGGCAGAGCGGCAGAUGGCAGAACAGAAAUGGGAGGAAACCGAGCGCAAGCUGAAAGAACUCCACGGGGACUUUGAUGUGCUUUGUCGCACCCCUGGAACACCUCUUCUGCGUAGCUAUGGAGAGCUGGACAAGCUCCCCUUGUCAAAGCUUCACUCCAUCCAGAGUCAGCUGCGUAAUGACCUAGACCUUAUAGACGGGGUAAUAUAUCAGCUUCAGUCAAAGAAAUGUAUAGUUUGCCAAAAGCAUGAUCGUUGCGUUGUCCUGCAGCCUUGCCAACAUUAUGUACUAUGUGAGAACUGUGCACCUAGUAAAACAGAAUGUCCCUACUGUAGAACAAAGAUAUUGAAGUGGUGAUGUGUAAUAACUCAAGGUACUAUUUAAAGAAUUAGCCCUUUGAAAAACUACUAGAUAUAAAAAGUACACUUUCUAAAUAGUUAUGUCUGUUUCAUACAGUGAUUAAAUUCAUUUAGAGCAAAAUUAUGUUUGACUGACAAUACAAAUGGCAUUACAAGUCAGAUUAUGUACAGGGAAUUCAAUCAUUGUAGCUUUUGCUCAUUUUACGUGACAACCAGACAGCAUGCACUCAAUUUAGAAAAUGCAAUUAUCUUGAAGUGCCCUUUCUCAAAUCUUCAAUCAUGGUUCAGACUUUUGAAAGGACAUAAAUCUCAAAUUAUAUUUCAUUUGCUUCACACUGUGAAAAUGCAUUUUGGAUGAACACAGUGCAGUUGCAGACUUCCAUAUAAAAUUACAAACCAAUCAAGUCAGGACCAAUAAAUGUAAAAGUUGAAUAUACAAAGACAAUAAUGAGUGACCACAUGUCUCAUUGUUAAUCGAUUAUUAUGCACUUAAGAACUUUUACAGAAAAUCCUGUGGAAAUGUAUAUGAAGCCAAUUAAAGGUUUUAGUAA